UCAGGCAGAUGUCAGUUUUUUUACCCGCUCGGUUGAUAGAUCAAUUCUCGGUCCGCCCCAUGUGCAUUUGAAGUUAUUAUAUAUUAUCCGUAAAGUAAACCACCUUAUAAUGCUUAUUAAAGAAUUCCGAGUAACCUUACCAUUAACUGUCGAAGAAUACCAAGUUGCACAGUUGUUUUCUGUAGCAGAAGCAUCAAAGAAUGAAACAGGUGGUGGAGAAGGAAUAGAAGUUUUGAAAAAUGAACCAUUCACAGACUUUCCACUUCUUGGUGGAAAGUAUUCGUCUGGUCAGUACACAUACAAAAUCUAUCAUUUAGCAUCCAAAGUACCUGCAUUUAUAAGAUUACUGGCCCCAAAAGGAUCUCUAGAAAUUCAUGAAGAAGCCUGGAAUGCGUAUCCAUAUUGCAGAACUGUUAUUACUAAUCCUGGUUACAUGAAGGAAAAUUUUGUCAUCUGCAUUGAGUCAUUACAUGUAGGUGAUACUGGAGAACAACAAAAUGUACAUGAGUUAACUGGUGACAAGCUAAAGAAUCGUGAAGUUGUACAUAUAGACAUUGCCAAUGAUCCUGUCACUACAGCAGAUUAUAAGCCGGACGAGGAUCCCACUAAAUUCAAAUCUCAGAAAACAGGCAGAGGGCCUCUAGUUGGCCCAGGAUGGAAAAAUAAUCAAAAUCCAGUAAUGACCUGUUAUAAACUAGUCACUGUUGAAUUUAAGUGGUUUGGUUUACAGACAAGGAUAGAAAAUUUCAUUCAAAAGUCAGAACGAAGGUUAUUCACAAACUUUCACAGGCAAGUGUUCUGUUGGAUGGACCGCUGGCAUGGAUUAACGAUGCAAGAUAUUCGUGCAAUAGAAGAUCGAACUAAGGAAGAACUGGACAAGCAACGUAAUCAAGGCGAAGUCAGGGGAAUGCGAGCUGAAACAGAUUAAACCACUAAAUAUUGUAUGAAUGUUUAACCAAAAA
Molecule: messenger RNA, 962 nt
Organism: Ctenocephalides felis (cat flea)
Lineage: Eukaryota; Metazoa; Arthropoda; Insecta; Siphonaptera; Pulicidae
Gene: vib
Product: phosphatidylinositol transfer protein alpha isoform
Exons: 8
Coding region: 110-928 (272 amino acids)
Biological process (GO): phospholipid transport
Cellular component (GO): cytoplasm
Molecular function (GO): phosphatidylinositol binding; phosphatidylinositol transfer activity; phosphatidylcholine binding
Source: RefSeq, a predicted model, not a curated record